UGAUAUUUAUAGACAUUCUUGGAAGGAAGUAAAAUAAAAUUUUAGAAAAAAAUGAGUAAAAAUCAGAUUUAUUGAGUUACUUUUUUUCUGGACAUUCUUGUUGAUAGAAAAGUUGGUGUCUUGGAAUAGUUUGCAUAUAUUAGCGAAGGACAGUCAGAAAUGGCAGUGUCAGGACGCAAGUUGUCAGAUUUUCAAGGCUCAGUGUCACUAGGAUCAUCCGAGGACUUUGACCUCAGCUGUCAGCCUUGUCUUACCAUUGGUCAGCAUGUUGCAGCUCACGGAUUUUGUGUGGAAUGCCAGGAAUAUCUAUGCAAAACUUGCUUUGAGUAUCACAAGAGGACAAAAGCCUCGCGAAAUCACCAACUUCUUGAUAAAGACAACGUUGGUAAACAUGCCAGUACCAGUAAAGAUUCUGAGGAAUGCACAGAAAAAUGUUCAGUGCAUAAAAAGGAAAUAAUCAAAUUUUUCUGUCCAACACACAAGGCUCUUGGCUGCAAUGACUGCAUCAUCUUGGAUCACCGGACAUGUAAGAUUGACUACAUACCUGAUAAAUGUGCAGAUAUAGGGGACAGUGAGGAAUACAGGGAUAUCAUGAAGAAACUUAGCGAGAAAAUGAACGACGCAGAGGAUAUCAUGAAGAAAGCUGAAGUAAGAGAUAAAGAAAUUGAUAAUUGCCAUGCUGGUAUUAUCAAGGAAAUCCUCAACUUCAGGAAGGAAAUAAAUGAACGCCUAGAUCAACUGCAACAAAAAAUUCAAAAAGAUGCUGACAAAAAGAAAUCCAACGAUAAAAUAAUAAUUAAGAUGGUAUUUGAUGAAUGUGCAAAUAUCUCUUCUGAUAUCAAGAAAUUACAGUCAAGUUUACAGGCUGACAAGUCGUCACGACAGAACGGGCAACUUUACAUCAACAUUAAACAUGCUGAGUCUAAACUGAAGUCAGAUGAAGUGCAGAAGGCAGGUGAAAAUCUAGCGAAGACAAACAUACAGUACUCGUUUGAACGGAAUACUGAUCUUGAAAAUAUGUUGUCCAAACAAAGUGUAUUUGGGAAGUUAAACCUCAGUACUAGCUUCAUCACGUCGACAAAGAAGAAUCAAAUUAAAACCCUAACGCACAAAAAAGAUAUAAAUGUAAGAACAAAGUCAGAUAGUGGGUUAAAAUGCUUUAUCACAGGAUGUGCCGUUUUACCUUCUAACAAACUUGUACUGGCUGAUAACAUCAAUUGCAAGCUGAAAGUUGUAGACAGACAGAGUAAAACUGUGAUAGAAGAGACAAAACUAGACUCAAAUCCAUUGGACAUUGCUGUAUUGCCCCUGGACCAGAUUGCAGUAACAGCACCAAGAAACACAGAAAUUCUUAUAAUGAAAACAGCUGGUAAACUGACAACUGUCCACAAGAUUCCAGUUAAAUAUAAUUGCUAUGGUAUAACUUAUCAUCAAGGUCAUCUCUAUGUUGUUUGCCAGAAUCCUAAUAGUGUACUGGUACUGGAUACACAAGGUAAUGUCCAGAACACAAUCUCCCUGAAUAAUGACAUAUUUAAACUCCCAGAAUAUAUUGUGGUAAGUGAGGAUUCCAGACAUAUCUAUAUCAGUGACUUUGAUAGCAACUGUAUAGUCAGUAUAACAUUACAAGGUGAUGUAUCAGCUGUAUACAAACACAAGAAACUUAAUUCACCACGGGGAAUGGUGAUGUUAGAUGAUGGAUCAUUGCUGGUGUGCAGCUUCCAAUAUAGUGGAGCCAUUCAUCAUAUAUCAGGAGACUUGAAGCAAGGUCAGAUAAUGAUAGAUGGUCUAUCUAAUUUAUGGUCUAUAUGCCACAGUAAUCAUCAUUAUGAAGUCUAUAUUGGCUGCAUGAGUGAUCAGCUGAAAGUGUUUAGUACGAAAUGAACAAUCACAACUCCUAUAUCUAAGUAAAUUGAUAAAGUAAAUAACGAUAUAAAUGAUAUUUAACUGACUAUAAACUGUAUACAGAAAAAAUGAAACACAAUUUCAGGUUUCUAAUUACAUUUUGAUUUAUCAAAACAAAGAAAUAUUGAUAACAAAUGUUUAAAUUUUUUUGACUUCUUUGCAAAAUAAUUUUGUACACCAAAUUAUUAUGUAAUAAUAUGGUGGACGGAUAGCUCAGUGGUUUGCACAUUGGCCUUCCAAUCCUGAGGUCGGGGGUUCGAUCCCCGGCAGCUACUCGGGACUUUUCAGGAACGCUUUUCAGUGUUUCCCACCCAAGUAGAGGUGUACUGGUCAGGAUCCCAGGCAAUCAUUGCGUGUAUCAGUGCUAUACACUGGGCACGUUAAAGAACCAGGCAAUUCGCAACGAGCUAGUCUAAGUUAGCCGGACAAGCCUGUAUCUGAUUUCUGAUCUCUCUGUCGUGGGGGCUUUGUCUCACUCUGUCCCUCUGGCCAGAUCGCUCUGUGUCUGUACUAGUAGAGGAUGAAUUAAGCGCCCUGUGUGGCUGCAUUUGAACUAUGUAAAGCGCCUUUGAACAUGAAAUUGAUCAUGAAAAGGGCGCUAUAUAAAUCUGGUAUAAUAAUAAUAAUAAUAAUAAUAAUAAUAAUAAUGUAAAUGAAAAUACAAAAGCCAAAUAAGUAAUGUCAUUUAAAGUUAUUAUACAAUUUGUUUUUAUUUCAUGUAACCUCAUAUAUUUACCUUCACACACACACACACACACAUACACACACACACACACACACACACAUAUAUAUAUAUAUAUAUAUAUGAUAUCUGUGAUUUAUUUACUUUGAAUAUCUGAAUUUGAUUUUUUUAACGUUCACAAAUCUUAGAUAUAUCUAUGAUUUAUUACCUUAUUAGUCUGAUUUUGACUAAAGCAAAUUUAUCUGCUUACAAUUUUAAAACACCUGUCUUUUUGUCCAUGAAUUCUUUCAAAAUUUGUUUUAACUUUUACGUUUAAUUUGAAAUAAACUGUUAGAAGAAUCUGCGUAAUGCACAAGAACUGUGAUUCAAAAGACUUCUACUCUUAAAUUGAGUUUUAACAUAAUUUAUAGCUGUUUUUGUUCUGUUUGUUUGAAGUGUCUAUCAAUUUCUGUAUAAAUACAGUUUAUCAUUUAUCCAA
Molecule: messenger RNA, 3062 nt
Organism: Mercenaria mercenaria
Lineage: Eukaryota; Metazoa; Mollusca; Bivalvia; Venerida; Veneridae
Exons: 2
Coding region: 160-1881 (573 amino acids)
Biological process (GO): positive regulation of DNA-templated transcription
Cellular component (GO): chromatin; nucleoplasm
Molecular function (GO): ubiquitin-protein transferase activity; zinc ion binding
Source: RefSeq, a predicted model, not a curated record